This is a messenger RNA of Rhea pennata, 754 nucleotides long. RefSeq names its product ankyrin repeat domain 39 (gene ANKRD39). Gene Ontology annotation, cellular component: BRCA1-A complex; BRCA1-BARD1 complex. Gene Ontology annotation, molecular function: ubiquitin-protein transferase activity; protein binding. The transcript has 4 exons. Bases 53 to 598 code for a protein of 181 amino acids. NCBI's taxonomy places the organism in Eukaryota, Metazoa, Chordata, Aves, Rheiformes, Rheidae. Gene Ontology annotation, biological process: protein K6-linked ubiquitination. The record is from RefSeq and is a predicted model, not a curated record.
CUCGGCUAGGUUCGGCCUCGCUCGGCCCCGCUUGGCCCGGCUCGGCGCCGGCAUGGCGGGGCCGGGCCAGCCGGCGGGCGGGCACUGCUGCCCGGCGCGGUUGGCGGUGCCGAGCGUGCACCAGAGCCUGCGGGAGAUGGACUUCGAGCGGGGGAUCUGGGCGGCGGCGCGGGACGGGGACGAGCACCGGCUGCUGCAGCUGCUGGAGAGGCGCAGGGAGCCCAGCGAGCCCGACCUGGCGGGCUACACGGCCCUGCACUACGCCAGCCGCAAUGGGCACCUGGGCGUCUGCCGGCUGCUGCUGCAGCGCGGGGCCCGCUGCAACGCCCGCACGCCCGGCGGCGCCACGGCCCUGCACCGCGCCAGCUACUGCGGCCACCUCGCUGUGGCCCGGCUGCUGCUGGCCCACGGCGCCGACCCCGCCAUUGCAGACGACGACGGCCUCACCAGCCUGCACAAGGCAGCUGAGCGUGGCCACCGCGACCUCUGCGCCCUGCUGCUGCAGCACAGCCCAGCGCUGGCGGGCGCGCGCGACGCCAAGGGCCGGCGGCCCUGCGACGUGGCCAAGCCCGAGCUCCGGGAUCUGCUGGACACGUGACGGGGGGUGCCACCGCAGCUGGAAAACCCGGAGCCACCGUGCUGCAGCGUGUUGGGUGCCGCGUGCCGUGGGGACGCCCGCCGCCACCGUGCCCUGGGGACGUUGGGUCACGCAGGACCCCGGCUCUGCCGGAAAACAAGUCCCCAGCACCUCAAA